Molecule: messenger RNA, 1528 nt
Organism: Egretta garzetta (little egret)
Lineage: Eukaryota; Metazoa; Chordata; Aves; Pelecaniformes; Ardeidae
Gene: GALK2
Product: galactokinase 2
Exons: 10
Coding region: 104-1408 (434 amino acids)
Biological process (GO): galactose metabolic process; carbohydrate phosphorylation
Cellular component (GO): cytoplasm; cytosol
Molecular function (GO): ATP binding; galactokinase activity
Source: RefSeq, a predicted model, not a curated record
AUACUGAUUAUCCUUUCGUCCUUUUGUCUAUAAAGGAAAUGCCUGUGCGAUUCCCUGGAACAGCAUAGGCUUGGCUCUGCGUUGAUUGCAGAAGCUGAAGGAGAUGUUUAUAUCAAAAUUUGGAUCAUCUCCCAAGUUUUACGUUCGUGCACCUGGGAGAGUCAACUUAAUAGGAGAACAUAUAGACUACUGUGGUUAUGCUGUGCUCCCUAUGGCUAUAGAACAAGAUAUACUGAUUGCAGUAGAACCUGUAAAAACUGAAGUUGUGCAACUGGCAAAUACCAAUUCUUUGUACUUGGAUUUCAGUACCAGUGUUAAUAACAUUCAGAUUAACAAAACCAAACCUCAGUGGCAUAACUACUUUCUGUGUGGACUGAAAGGUAUUCAGGAACAUUUUGGUCUUAAUAACCCAACUGGAAUGAAUUGUCUGCUAGAUGGAACCAUCCCUCCAAGUUCUGGUCUCUCUAGCUCCAGUGCUUUGGUGUGCUGUGCAGGACUCGUGACACUAAGAGCUAAUGGAAAAACCCUCUCUAAGGUGGAACUUGCAGAAAUUUGCACAAAGAGUGAACGUUACAUUGGCACAGAAGGUGGAGGAAUGGACCAGUCAAUCUCUUUUCUGGCAGAAGAAGGAACUGCCAAGUUGAUAGAGUUCAGUCCUCUGAGGGCAACUGAUGUUAGACUUCCAAGUGGAGCAGCGUUUGUUAUUGCUAACAGUUGUGUUGAAAUGAAUAAAGCAGCGACUUCUCAUUACAAUAUUAGGGUAAUGGAGUGUCGUCUGGCUACAAAGCUUCUCUCAAAGUCAAAAGGCUUGGACUGGAAAAAAAUGUUGAGACUCCAUGAUGUGCAAACCAAGCUAGGAGUUAGCCUAGAGGAAAUGCUGACCAUUGUCGAGGAGGUAUUACAUCCUGAGCCUUACAGCACAGAGGAAAUUUGUAAAUGCCUGGGAAUUAGCCUAGAGGAGCUCCGCUCUCAGAUCCUUAGUCAAAACACGCAAGAUGUUUCCACCUUUAAGUUAUACCAGCGUGCAAAGCAUGUGUACAGCGAAGCUGCCAGAGUGCUGGAAUUUCAGAAGAUAUGCAAUGAAGCACCUGCCAAUGCAAUCCAGCUGCUGGGGGAAUUAAUGAACCAGAGCUAUAUCAGCUGCAAGGAAAUGUAUGAAUGCAGCUGUCCCGAACUGGAUCGCCUGGUAGAUGUCUGCCUGCAAUUUGGGGCCAUCGGGUCACGUCUGACUGGAGCUGGAUGGGGUGGCUGCACUGUGUCAAUGGUGCCUACUGACAAGCUGAAUACUUUCCUAAAAAAUGUAAAAAAAGCUUAUUACCAAACUGAUGUCCAAAGGUUAGCACUGGAGAAUAACAGCCUGUUUGCUACCAAACCUGGAAGAGGAGCUUUGGUUUUUGUUGAGGCCUAAAGAACGUAAAAAAUUUUGAAGAAACUAUCUAGGCCGUUUAGAACUGGCAGCACUUCCCAUGCCACAGCAAAUGAAUGCCUUCGCUGUUUUUUAUUGUAAUGAGCAUUUGCCAUUAUCAAA